UGCAGCCUAGAGCCGGCUCUGCAGCACAGCUCUAACAGAGUGAGUGGAGUUAGGAUUGGCCGGUUUGGCGUGAAGGAAGGGCAGAGUGCUGGGAGGUUUCUCGUAGGAUGAGUUAGAGUAUGUUGGUUUAACACGUGCUAGGAGGUGAGAAAGAAAGCGCUUUGUGUGUCUGCGCACACAAAGCUCACAAGCUCUGCAGUCAUACCGGGCAUGAGAGACAGAACACAUGGGCUUCCAAGAGGACAAGACAACACACGCAGCCUUGAGAUGACACAUCCCCCUCCCCUUUUCUUCUUCGGUCUUGCUGCUUUCCUCUGUCUUCCCUAAGGCUCCCAUCCUUUAGCAAACAGGGCUGAAUUAAUCAGAGCUGUCUGCGCUAAGAGGAUCAAUAGCUAACGCUGUGCUGUACAUGAGUGGAGCAGGCAGACUCCGUUUACUCUUGAUGCAUUUUCACUGCUUGAGGGUUGUGUGAGUGGGACCUGCCCUGUUGUUUUGCUCUAUGGCAUCCCAGCGCAUUGCAGGACGGCAUAGACAAAGGAACUUUGUGCUUCCCGAGGCUUCCUGGAUGCACGGGCAUGCAGCUUCCAGUUGAAAAUGACACAAUUCAUUUGGACAGAAAUACAACAGCAUAUGAGAAUAUUGAAGGGCAGUGCUGAGACUUCACAAUGGGAUGACAGUGACAUUUUUUCUCUGCGAAUUCUGUGCAAAAAAGCAAGAAAGUGAUGACUCCUUUAACAUGCUUUGCUUUUGGUUUGGACUCACUUUUAUGUGGGUCUCCUGGCUGGUUUUCUUUUAGCAUCUUUUUUUUUUUUUUUUUGGAAUUUACAUUCUUAUGUGUGGACAUGGUUAUUUCUUUUGCCUUACAACUUUCUUAUGGAGUUAAUUUAGGACUAUGUCUUUGAAAAGGAUUUAAGAAAAAGUAUGUAAGGAGUGGGAACAAUGACAUUCUCUAGAUCUGUUUGAGGGAUUUUUUAUUUUGUAAUUUUUUUUCUAUUAUCUUACUUUGGCUUAAAUGAAGACUGGCUGUAGUUACACAAGACGGGAUCAGAAAAUGAUGCAAGUCAAUAAUUUCCCACUCAGAAGGCAUUCGUGGAUAUGCUUUGACGUGGACAAUGGCACGUCGUCAGGAAGAAGUCCCCUGGAUCCCAUGACCAGUCCAGGUUCAGGCCUCAUCCUUCAGGCCAACUUUCCACACAGCCAGAGGAGGGAGUCCUUCCUCUACCGCUCAGACAGCGACUAUGACCUGUCGCCCAAGUCCAUGUCCCGCAACUCAUCCAUUGCCAGCGAUAUGAAUAACCAUCUGCAGAGGCCAGGCCUGGUGUCUCGGCGCUCUGAGCCGGUUAUUAGUGGAACUCAUGGGGACGACCUGAUUGUAACACCGUUUGCCCAGGUACUGGCCAGUUUGAGAACAGUGCGGAACAAUUUUGCAGCAUUAACCAACUUGCAGCAAGAAAGAACCACAAAUAAGAGGGCUCCCAUGUGUAACCCAACUCCUCUUCCCAAAGCCUCCUUUACAGAGGAGGCCUACCAGAAGCUGGCCACCGAGACACUGGAGGAGCUUGACUGGUGCCUGGACCAGCUGGAGACGCUGCAGACCCGCCACUCUGUCAGCGAGAUGGCCUCUAACAAGUUCAAGAGGAUGCUGAACAGGGAGCUCACCCACCUGUCUGAGAUGAGCCGGUCUGGAAACCAGGUCUCUGAGUACAUCUCCAACACUUUCUUAGACAAGCAGCAUGACGUGGAGAUGCCCUCACCUCAAACUCAAAAGGAGAAGGAGAAGAAAAAAAAGCCCAUGUCACAAAUAAGUGGCGUAAAGAAGCUAAUGCACAGUACCAGCCUCACAAACUCUAACAUCCCCCGCUUUGGGGUCAAAACAGAUACUGAAGACUCCUUAGCCAAGGAACUAGAAGACGUAAACAAAUGGGGCCUUAAUGUUUUCAGAGUCACAGAUUUUUCCGGAAACAGGCCGUUAACGGUGAUGAUGUACACAAUAUUUCAGGAGAGAGAUUUGCUUAAAACGUUUAAAAUUCCAUUAGAUACUUUUAUAACAUACCUGAUGACCUUAGAAGACCAUUACCAUGCUGACGUGGCAUAUCAUAACAAUAUUCAUGCUGCUGACGUAACGCAGUCCACACACGUGCUGCUUUCCACGCCUGCUCUAGAGGCCGUUUUCACAGACCUUGAAAUUCUUGCUGCCAUUUUUGCCAGUGCUAUUCAUGACGUUGACCACCCGGGUGUUUCAAACCAGUUCCUCAUUAACACCAACUCGGAGUUGGCCCUCAUGUACAAUGACUCAUCAGUGCUGGAAAACCAUCACCUGGCAGUAGGCUUUAAGCUGCUCCAGGAAGAGAACUGUGACAUCUUCCAGAACCUUACCAAAAAACAGAGACAAUCCCUCCGGAAGAUGGUGAUCGACAUCGUAUUAGCCACUGAUAUGUCCAAACACAUGAACUUACUGGCUGACUUGAAAACGAUGGUCGAGACAAAGAAGGUGACAAGUUCUGGAGUCCUGCUCUUGGAUAAUUAUUCAGACAGGAUACAAGUGCUGCAGAACAUGGUGCACUGUGCAGACCUAAGUAACCCUACCAAACCACUGCAGCUAUACCGGCAGUGGACAGACCGCAUCAUGGAAGAGUUCUUCAGCCAGGGUGACCGUGAGCGGGAGCGAGGCAUGGAGAUCAGUCCCAUGUGUGAUAAACACAAUGCAUCUGUUGAGAAAUCCCAGGUGGGCUUUAUCGACUACAUUGUCCACCCCCUGUGGGAGACAUGGGCUGACCUGGUGCACCCAGAUGCUCAGGACAUCCUGGACACGCUGGAGGACAACAGAGAGUGGUACCAGAGCACCAUCCCUCAGAGCCCUUCUCCUGCACCAGAGCAGAAUGACGAGAGCGGACGACCCGCUGUAACGAACACCACAGACAAGUUCCAGUUCGAGCUCACGCUGGAGGAGGACGGAGAAACAGACACGGAAAAGGACAGCGGCAGUCAGGCUGAAGAAGAGGAAGAGGAGGAUGACGACGACGAUGACUCCAAAACACUCUGCACGCAGAACUCUGAGUGUACUGAGAUUCCGCUGGAUGGACAGACAGAGGGAGAGGAAGGAGACGAGGAAGUGCAAGUGUGUGAGGAAGCUUCUGUAGAACCAAGUAUGGUAGAUGAAGAAGAGGAGGAGGAAGGAACGUAGCAGUGCAAGAGUCAUUCACCCACUGCUAACCAUGUCUCAGUGAAAUGCACACGCAGAGGGAAGAUUAAUAAUGGCGGGAGGAGGAAAGUUCCAAAGCGCACCUUGCACUCCACAACCUCAGCCGCUGCUCUCUCUCCUGGACACCCGAGGACACACAUACUCUGGUACAUUGUCCUUUUUUGCACUCAGGAAUAACAUUUUAUUUUUCUUUGCUGUUUUAUUUGUUAUUUCCUACCAUCACCGUAUCCCCCCCACCCCAAAAAAAAAGUCUGUGCAUCUGGGCCCUGGUGUGUGUGUAUGUGUGUGUGCACUCCCUGGCACAUGGUUGGAACCCAAACCAAUGUCCUUUCAAUCCCUUUGUUUGGGCAGCAGUAAGAAAAACCUGAAAGACACACACAACACACACAUAUGGCACAAGGAGGUGAAGAGAGCUGCAGCAGGUAUGGCCACGAGGGGAAAACAGGAAGUUUAUUGGAAUGUGUUCUCUGGCUUUUUCUACAUUUAAGUCUUCCUGAAAACCUGACUAAACACACACAUAUUAUAUAUACUGUACACACAUAGCUCAGUGCUGUCAUGGCCUGUUUCUGUUUUUUUUUUUUUUUUUUUUUUUUUUGGGGGGGGGGGUAAAAACACAUUGAGACUCUUUUUACAUGAACGCUUGUUUUUUUUACAAAAACAGCAAAGAAAAUUUCUAGUAACGAGUAACUUGCAAGUAUGUGUUUGUGUUGGGCAGCGGGUUUAACGCUCUACUUUAUAACUUCAUUCAACACUGCUGUGUCUGUUUCAUUAAUCGCGCACAAUCUCUUCAGUCAAGUUUCAUUCCUAUUUUUCUUUUUUUCUUUCAUUCAGCUCUAGUGAGCCUUAGCCAGAACUGAUUUUUUUGUAUGCCACAAAGCAUACAUUAUUUCUUCUGGACUUUUGCUUGUACAUUAUAUUUGAGUGGACGCACAUUUAAAAUGAACCUCAUUAUAUUAAACCUACAUUAUACACGUUGCCAGGAACGUCAACGAGGCCAUUAGAUCAAACGCUUUUCUAUUUCCUGUUACGCAAACAUUUAGACUGUUUUUGCCAACAUCCUGUGCUGAGUUUGUCUUGCGUCAGAUCUCAUUUAGCAUUUACUUUUCUACGAGACAAGCAAUUUUCUGAGACACAUGAACUGUACAUUUCGGUGUGUUAGAAGCUUGGGCUUUUCUAACCCACCUGAAUCGUGUUCCUUAUGAUAUGCCUUUUAUAUUUCACUUUGCCGGAUCUCAUCUCAAACAUAGUAUACGCGUCAAAUAGAGCUUUCCAUUCAAAUUUAUCUGUACGUACUGCCCGGAUUGAAGGUCUAUCUAAAAACCCAUUAAAUAAAUUCUCAUUGAUCAUAUCUCACACACACAGCAUUGCUGUGCGAUGGUGUUUGGGCAGUGAAUCACCCAGUCUGAUUGAGAGCUUACUUAGGGCUAGAACUCGAGUCUCACUUUUCAUGCCAAACCCACACUCACGCACUGUUCUUGCACUAUAGGACUCUCAGCACUUAGCCAAGUGGCUGUUCAUUUCUCUAUAUUUAUACGUUUAUGGUUUUUAUUUAUUGGUUUGUAUGUUCUAGUGGCUGUAUAUAUGAAGCAGUACUGUAGAACAUAAACUGUAGCAUAGACGGCAUGUUACUUGCAAGUUACUUUCUUUCGUUCUUUUUUCUCCACAUGGUGAGUGUGUACAUAGAACAAACAUUUUUAAGAAGAAGAUUCUUCACUAAAACUUGAAUCUUGGCUUUUAAGUUGUAGUGAUUUGUUUAGAUGUUUUUACUUUUUUUAUUUAAGUUUUGUGCCAUUUUUUUUUUUUUUUUUUUUUUUUGCCUCACCAAAAUGACCUUACCUGUUAUGGGUUUUGUUUUGUCUCUGUUUACAGACAUGUAUUUAUUGCAUUGUAUAUACUGUAAUGUUUAUUGUAAAUGAUAAGCGAUUCUUACUCUAUCAUCCCUAAUGGCGAUGGUGUUGCUGUAUUUAGUAAACUCUUGUUGAGAGAAUGUUUAUUAUAGCUAUUAUACAAUGUAAAGAUUCUGUAAAAAAAAUGAAAAUGGAAGUAGUCACCUUUGAGCUUGUUUAAUGAAGAACCAGGGGAAAGCCAAACAAUAUGACGCCACUGGUGUUUGGCCCCAGGGCUGUGCCUUAACUUCAGCGUCUUUAGAUUUCUCUGUAUUCGUCCCUCUUUCCUGAUAAGGGAGCAGUAGUGCACAUGGGGAAGUCCUGUCCGUUUUGCUACCUGGUUAUCAGAGUAAGUGCUAUGUUGUAAAGUUAUGGUUCUGUAUGCUGCUGCAGUUUUUUUGCAUCGAGACUGGCACAAAAGCAAACAUUCUUCAUUCAUUGCCUGGCUUUGAAUGCCACACGCAAUGCCCCCCAAUGCAAUAGACACAUGUAGGAGAACGGUGGGCUCGCCAGCUGCAUAGAUCCACCCUUCCGUUGUACUUUCAUGCUGUUCUGAAAUGUGUUCAGGUACUGUGUGCUGCCGUUGUCUCAUCCAGCCUUGUAGAUGUGCUCAUGCACUACGCAAAACUUUAGAGUUUGUGUGUCAAGAGCCUUUUUUUUCUGACACGCAUACUGUAGAUUAUAGCAGCCCUGGACCAAAGCCAGUCAUGGCUAUUAUUAUUAUUAUUAUUAUUACUACUUGUAUUUUUCAGUGUCAUUAAAAGGUACAUAAACUGGUACUUCAGAAUUUAACUCAUUAGGUUACAUCUUUUCAAUGACCUUUUUACACUUCUUUCACUGGAUACAUUGUGGUUUGACAGAACUGUAGUUUCUGCUUCACUCCGUUUGAAGAACAUUUAAAACGAGAGGAAACAUUUUUAUAUGCAACAUAAGAAAUAAAAGCAUGAGUUCAUUAA
Clarias gariepinus (North African catfish) is the source of this 6044-nucleotide messenger RNA. Its product is annotated as cAMP-specific 3',5'-cyclic phosphodiesterase 4D-like. Gene Ontology annotation, cellular component: nucleus; perinuclear region of cytoplasm; cytosol. Gene Ontology annotation, molecular function: 3',5'-cyclic-AMP phosphodiesterase activity. Lineage: Eukaryota; Metazoa; Chordata; Actinopteri; Siluriformes; Clariidae. The coding region runs from base 1013 to 3184 and encodes 723 amino acids. The transcript is spliced from 16 exons. Gene Ontology annotation, biological process: signal transduction. The record is from RefSeq and is a predicted model, not a curated record.